UUUUAACCAAAAAGAUAAGCCAGUGCUUGCAGAACUAGCCAAGAAGGCCGGCCUUACCAGACUGGACCUUACAAGAAUACUUGGAGAAUCUCAAAUUAGAAGACUAGGUUCCCCAAAUAUAAAAGCUUUAAGGAUUAAAUCAGGCAAGUUCCUUAAGUCAAUUAAACUAAAGAAGGACUCAUGCCCAAGAGGAGAGGCAGUACCUGUGCAGAAUGAGUAGGAGUUUUAGAAAGAAUGUGGUGAAUAAGGCUAAAUUUCAUAAAAGCCAAUUCAGAGUCAAGUCUAGAGCUAAUAAGAAUAUUCAUAAAGUGGAUCUGAACAAUUAUAAAAGCAAGAAGGCUGCUCCAAAGAAAUAGAACUAAUUCCAGAAUUCUCUGCAGAGAUGAACGAAUUUUAGACAAAUGUGAACUGAUCCAUAGAAGAUUACUUGAAAAAUUAAGCACAAAGAUGGAGCUAUCGAAGUACUGAAAUGGCAGAUUUUUCUCUCCCCAACGCUUGCAAAGGAAAAUAAUGAGUCCUGUGAAUAUGAAUAGAGCAUUACGGAGUCCAAAAGCCCAUAAGUUUCAAGCAACGAAGUAUCUCCCUGAGCUCAGCAUUCAAAGCAUUUAA
Molecule: messenger RNA, 609 nt
Organism: Moneuplotes crassus
Lineage: Eukaryota; Ciliophora; Spirotrichea; Euplotida; Euplotidae
Source: the annotation of a GenBank genome assembly